AUGUGCCUCAGAGGUAAAGAUGAGGAAUACACUCUUGAAAAGAAGGUGACUGCACCUGAAGGCAUUGCUCAGAAGAGGAAGGUGUAUGCUAAUGAGCGAGUAACAGCAGGAAGAAAUGCAGCCGUGGAUGGGGAGGGAAAGAAAGGUAAGUGUGAAAGUCAUCAGCGCUGAGGAGAGGAGCGAAGUCACCCAGAGGCCAGGGCAGAGGGCGGAGGGAGAAGCAGCAGCUCACCAAAGCCAGAAACCAGCAGAAAGGAAGCUCAAAGGAUGGAUGAGGACUUUAAAGCACAGGCACUUGACUCUACUCUUCCAAGUCCAUCAGAGACUUUACUUUCCAUUCGACUGUUAGACUUUAAAACAAGUUUAUUGGAGGCAAUAGAAGAGCUGCGUAUAAGAAGGGAAACAGAAACUAAUUAUGAAGACCAAAUAAAUAAAAUUGUUAUAGAGAAACAAGAAGUUGAAUGGCAGAAGGAAACUCUGCAGCAUCAGAUUGACACGCUGCAACAACAAAACAAAGAAGCUAUGGCAGCUUUUAAAAAACAGUUACAGGCAAGGUUGUUUGCCAUGGAAGAAGAAAAGGGAAAAUACCAGCUUGCUGCAGAAACAAGAGAAAAAGAAAUUGAUGGACUGAAAGAAACAUUAAAAGCAUUACAGAUUUCAAAAUACACUUUACAAAAGAAACUGAAUGAAAUGGAUCAAAAAUUGCAGAUGCACUUAACAGCAAAAGAGGAGCAUCAUAAGAAACUGAAUGAAGUUGAGAGGUGUUAUGCUACUAUUACAUCUCGGUUUGGAAUUGUAAAAGGUGUCCAUGGCAAACUGGAGCACAGUGUGCAGGAAGCCAUUCAGCUCAAUAAGAAACUAGCUUCAGUGAAUAAAAGACAAGAGACUGAAAUAAGUAAUCUGAAGGAAGAACUGAAGAAAGUAACUACAGACUUGAUAAGGUCCAAGGUCACCUCUCAGUGCAGGGUGGGAGAAGAAAACAUCAAUCUUGCAGUGAAGGAAAAACAGUUUCAAGAAAUGCAACAGAAAAUCAGAAUGGAGGCAGAAUUCAGUAAAAAAGUUCAAGAAGAAAACACUCACAUUAAAGAAGAAAAGCUGGAAAUUCUCAGCUCUCUUCAGUGCAUGCAGGAGCUGCUUCAGCGAAUAACCCAAACGAAUGCUAGAAUGGAAAGUGAAUUAAAUGCACUGAAAGAAGACUAUCAGGCCCUUGAAAGAGAUAAUGAGCUGCAAAGGGAGAAGGCAAAGGAAAAUGAAGAAAAGUUCCUUAAUCUUCAGAAUGAGCACGACAAGGCACUAAGAACUUGGAAAAAUGAUGAGGAAAACAUGAGAAGAGAAAUACACACUAUUAAAAAUGAGCUGAAUUCCCUUAAAGGACUUCACAGACAUCUUGAAGAUUAUCGUCCUCCUCAAGGAAAUCAGCGUUCCGAGCAAGUGGAAAAUCUGCAGUUACACCCAGCAAUUGCUCCCAUACCAACAGAUGUGAGUGGUCAAGGACACUCAAAAGACAGUGAAAUAAAGGCUAUUCAGAAAGAAAAUGAGUUUAUGCAGUCUAUAAUAAGAAAAUAUGGUAAUUGUGGAGAUAAAGAAGAAACUGAAGUAAAAAACACAAAGGACCAGUCUUCAAGCAUUGAGGAAUUAAAGAUAGAACAAAAUUCACAAGUUCUUGAAGACAGUUUUAAGGAUGAAAUUAAUGUUGCUAGCCCUUGUGAAGUAAAGCAAAGGGAGGCUCCUCCCAGGGACACCCUCUGCACAGAUGCUGAUUUAAUUACCCAAGGACACACCUCAGAAAUGCAAGUCACUGGAUGCAGAGAGGCAGAAGAUGCAGGAACAACACACAGGACAUUACCAGAUGAAAACAAAUCAAAUUUAGAUCAAAAGCCACGGGACAGCGCUGAGCCUUUGGCAGCACACCACACACAAACAAGGAAGGACUUUUCAGCCAGUGCUGAGACUGUAGGUGCUGCCAGGAAAAGCAGAAGUCAGGAGACCGACACUGGCAAGGAAGAACUGUGCAAUAUUGCAGAUGAAUCAACUUGUGCCAAGGCAGAUGCAAACUCAGACACCAGACAGCACAACAAACCUGUCCUUCCACCUGAAGCACCCAACCCCGAGUCUGAAGCUGUUCUUAGCCCUGAGAAGAGUGCUCUGCAGGAGUUAAGUUUUGGAGUCCUGCCUUAUACUACAGGUAAUUCUCAAGCAGAAUACCAAAAAUGUAACUUGCUGAAUAGUGACAAUUCUGUAGGCAGUGGAUUACACAAAACAGAAAAAAACUUAAAUCUGAGUGGUUUACAUGGAGAUAAACUUCCUCUGGAACAGACACACAUAGAUGCUGAAGGCAGAAAUGAUGAUAAUGCCAGAAACAUGAACAGCACUGGUGUUCUGGCAGCUGAUGCUCAACAUCCACCAGCUGUUUAUUGUGAUAACACAAGUGGUGAUGAUGCUGCUGCAAAAGAAUGCAGAGAUACUAAGACUCUCUUAGGUACUUUUAAUUUAUGCCCCCCAAAAACUGAGAGAGGAAUAAAUGCAGAUGACAUGCCCAGCAAGCAACCUGAACAAGGCAGUGCUAAACAAACAGAGAAUGCUGCAAAUACAUGGACUUCAAAUGCUGAAACCAAAUCUCCAGUAAAGGCUGAUGGUCUCAAAAUUGCUCCUGAAACCCCCCUAAUAGAUAGGGAAAGUAUAGAUAAAAUACUUCCAUGUAAAAAUGUUAACAAUGGUGCUCAGGUACACUCCAUCAAAACUAGACAUUCCCUGGAGAUGAAUACUUCAACAAAUAACACAUUGUUAAAAGAGAAAAAGGACUCUCUGAAUAGUACAGUUCCAGGAAUGAAGUUUGCUGAGGGUGACCUGAAAGAAUCAAGAUCUUUACCCAUGAGAACAUCUGGAAAUUUAGUAAACACAAGUGUAAGGUCAUCCUUUGAUCUUUCAACCUCAGAUAAAAAAGCUGAGAAAACUCCACUAUACUUGAAUUUUUUAGCUCUCAGUUCUUGUUUAAGAAUAAAUCAAAUGAGAGGUCAAGCUACAUGGACUUCAGCUUCCAAGGAGCCUUCCCUUUUGAAAGACAAACCACCAUGCUUAGUGGAAAACACAAACAUUGUUUCAAACACACAGAGUCAAAAUCUCAGUGAGAAUGUGCACAGUGAAGGAACAGGACAAGGUUCUAGCAGUUUGAACAGAGCUGCCAACACUUUGAAUACCUCUAGUAUCCACCGAGAGCCCCAGGGAGAGCCUAGUGAGGAAUGGAAUGCUACAGCAAAGGCUUUUUAUGAUUCUUUUUUUCCCACAGAACAUGUUAAAGAAGGAUUGGCUGCUUCACAGAACAAGCAGGAGUCUCCUCACAUGACUGUCACUCCAGCAAGUGAAAAAGCACUCAAAGAUGAUGACAGCUGCUCUCUUCAGAACUCCAUCAUACAAAACCAAAUAGGAGGAACUGAGAAAUUACUGACUUUGGAGAGACUUCAUUCAGCAAAAAAGAGAAAAUAUGAAGAAGGCCAGUGAAGAUAACAGGACAUCAGAUUUCUUGUAGGCAUAGAUCACUUGCCUAACCCAGAUUUGUAGAGGUGUUCCUACAGAAUUUGGUAUAUAUGUGUAGUUUCAUGUUUAAUAUGACAUGUUAACAGUUCUUAUGUUCAAAAAUGUAUACAAUUCCUAAUUCCAGUGUUAGUUCAGGUUCUGCAAUCAAAUUCAAGUUAUUAUUGACUUUGCCCAAAGUUAAAAAGUUUGUUAAGUGAAUGUUUUUAUAUAUGUUUAGUAAAAUUAAAUAAUCACUUAACUGUACCCUUCUCCUGCUCCUCAGGAGUUUUGGCUGAAAUAGUUAAAUUCCUUUCUCUGUCAGACUGCUCUACACAAGUUUUCAGGCAAAAUUCACCUCCAGCUAUUUAGGAAUACAAUGGGUUCUGCAAACAUUUACAGCUACUUCCAGCAGUUCUAUGUGGCAGAAGAACAGAAAAAUCUUCUGCUUACCUUUACUGCCAAAUUAAAUAUAUCUGUUGUAGUUUCUGCAUCAGUGAGGUCUCUUUCAACACUGAAGGAUCAGGUAUGAUUACAGAGAUAAGGCAGCAGAUCUGGCUUUGUGAAGCUUCCCUUCUAUUGGGUCACUUUUCUCCUCCCUUGUGUCUAAGAAAUUUUCUCUCACUUUAAAAAUACUUGCACUAUCAUUUUUCUGACCUCCUUCCCCUUCCUCCCCACACCUCUUGCAAAGAAAGUCCUCAUACUGUAAAAGAAACACAAGAAGCAAAAUCAGUAUUUCCAGUUUCUUGUUGCUGAUUGUAUAAGAAAAUAAACAAGACAUUUUCCGGUGUUAGUUUUAUUGCCUUUUUUUUUUUUUUUAUUUUUUUUGGUGUGGGGCAAUUUGGAAUAUUUAGCUUCUUUAAAUCAAUUGCAUACAUUUUUUUGGGAAACAUUCACAAAUUGUCAAAGUUUUGAAUAAAAUUUAUCUAUAGCAAUAUUACUAGGUCAAAAAAAAAAAAAGUUCUUAGGUGUCUGAGA
Poecile atricapillus (Black-capped chickadee) is the source of this 4488-nucleotide messenger RNA. RefSeq names its product coiled-coil domain containing 73 (gene CCDC73). Lineage: Eukaryota; Metazoa; Chordata; Aves; Passeriformes; Paridae. The record is from RefSeq and is a predicted model, not a curated record. The transcript is spliced from 21 exons.